Triticum urartu is the source of this 7337-nucleotide messenger RNA. Its product is annotated as disease resistance protein RGA5. Lineage: Eukaryota; Viridiplantae; Streptophyta; Magnoliopsida; Poales; Poaceae. Gene Ontology annotation, molecular function: ADP binding. The record is from RefSeq and is a predicted model, not a curated record. Gene Ontology annotation, cellular component: plasma membrane.
AUUAUGAUUGGCCGAAUAGCCUGGCUCGCUCCAUUUUGCUGGUUUGCUCUCCCGUGUUCCCCCGUCGAUGGUGAGCGCCGGCGGAGGUUGCGCUCGAGCGCCACCGCCACCGCCCGGCGGCGCCGGGAGUUUUCGCCGCUGAUGUAGCUCCCGUCCCACCCUAGGGCGCGAAUGGAGCUGAGCCCAGUUAGUUCGUCGCUGGGCGCCAUGGGCUCCCUCUCACGGAAGCUCGACGAGCUCCUGGCGACCGGGCACUGGGCUCUGCGGGGGGCUGCGAUGGAUGGGAUCGGGCACCUGGCCGCCGAUCUCCACGAGCUGCAGAGCCUCCUGCUGAGCCUCUCGAACGCGCAGGACCCUCCCGUAGCGGCGGGGUGCUGGAUGAAGGAGGUGCGCGAGCUGUCCUACGACGUGGAGGACUGCGCCGACCGAUUCGUCAACGCCGCGGAGACCCGCAGGCGACCUGCUCGGCGUAAUGCCAGUGUCGCCCGGCUGAAGAUCAAUCGCCUUCCGAGGAGGCGGAGGUGGCUCCCAUGGAUCAACAGCAGGGUCCUAGAGUUCAGGACCCGAGCGCAGGAGGCGAGCGAGAGGUACUGGAGGUACCAGUUCGAUGAUUGUGCCUCCGGUCCUGAAUACUCUCCUGCUACUGGCCGCACUGUGUGCGCGGAGCCUGGUGAUCAUGUAGGCAUGGAAGGCCCUGUGGGUGAGCUCCACCGGUCUCUGACUGAUGGACAGGAGCAGCUCAAGGUGGUAGCAAUCGUCGGUGUUGCAGGGAUCGGUAAAACCACGCUUGCCCUGAAAUUGUUGGGUAAGCUCCAGGGACAGUUCGAGUGUGUCGCCUUUGCGCGGACAGCACAAAAGCCCAAUAUGAGGGGCAUCAUCAGCAGUAUACUCUCACAAGUUCGUCCGCACCAACUGCCAGACCCUGCCGACAUGCACCACCUCAUCCGUGAUCUCAAAGAACAUCUACAAGAUAAGAGGUACUUCAUUGUAAUUGAUGACUUGUGGGCUACAUCAGUGUGGGAUGUUCUUAGUCGUGCUUUUCCAGAGGGUAGUUCAUGCAGUAGAAUAGUAGCUACGACAGAAAUUAUGGAAGUAGCUCAGGCAUGCUGCAGUUUUCACCCUGUCCAUAUUUUUCAGAUGGAAUUUCUAAGCGACAAUGACUCACAAAAAUUAUUGCUCCAAAGAAUUCUCUCAGAAAAUCAAAGUCCUCAACAUUUCGAUCACGUUUUACCUCAUAUUUUGAGAAAAUGUGGUGGUUUGCCGCUAGCAAUUAUCAUGGUAGCCAGCCUUUUAGCAAGCCGACCUGAGAAACUAGAUCAACUGGGCUUUGUGCAGAGUUCUCUUGGUUCAAAUAUGCGGCUGCAGGCACAUCCUACCAUGGAAAGGUUUAUGGAACAAUUAUUGAACAUUAGGUUUGAUAGUCUUCCACAUUAUUUGAAGACAUGUCUGCUUUAUCUUAGUACAUGUCCAGAGGGCUACAUAUUCUUGAAGGAUGAUUUGGUGAAGCAAUGGCUAGCUGAGGAUCUUAUAUGUGCACAGUUAGGGAAAGACAUGGAGGAAGUUGCAAUAAGCUAUUUUGAUGAGCUUGUCAGUAUGGGCCUGAUCCAAGUUAUGGAUAUCAACUACAGUUAUGAUCUAUUGUCUUAUUCAGUCCAUCAUAUGGUUCUUGAUUUUAUUACAUACAAGUCUAUUGAAGAGAACUUCAUCACUGUAGUGGAUUAUUCUCAAACAGCAAUGCUACUUCCUGAUAAAGUUCGCCGAUUGUCGCUCCACUUUGGCAGUGCAACAUAUGCAACUACACCAGCUAGUACCAGAUUAUCACAAGUUCGAUCACUCUUCUUUUUUGGACUGUUUAACUGCAUGCCUUCAUUGAUGGUGUUUAAGUUUCUUCGAGUUCUAAACCUUCGUCUUUGGGUCGAUCUUGGAAAUAUGAGUUUGGACCUUACAAGAAUUAGUGAACUGUUUCGACUGAGAUAUUUGCAUGUCACAUGUAGUGCCAUUGUGAAGUUACCAGAUCAGAUUGAAGCUAUGAAACAUUUGGAAACACUGGAAAUAAAUUCAAGAGUAUGCGCCAUUCCACCAGACAUUGUUCGCCUUCCGAGCUUGUUGCAUCUCUGUCUUCGAGGUGGAACAAAUCUACCUGACGGGAUUGGCCAUAUAAGAUCUCUACGUACACUAAAGUAUUUUGACCUUGGUAAUAACUCUGAAGACAAUUUAUGGAGCCUUGGCGAGCUGACAAACCUGCGGGAUCUACAUUUCACAUAUUCUAGAUUACCAUCUAGUGAACAUUUGAAGAGAAAUCUGAUAGCUCUGGCCUCUUCACUUGGGAAACUCUGUAACCUCAAAUCUGUCACUCUGGCUCCUGGUACUGCAGGCAUGGUUGUUCUCGUUGAUGGCUCGAGCAGCAUGUCCUCUGCUCCAGUCUUCCUUGAGAGGCUUGAGCUGUUGCCGCCCAUAUGCAUCUUUUCCAGACUUCCCAAGUGGAUUGGACAACUCCGCAAAAUCCGCAUUGUGAAAGUUGCUGUUAAAGAACUGCUGACGAAUGAUAUUGAUAUCCUCACAGGAUUACCCUCCCUCGCAGUCCUCUCAUUGUGGGUCCAGACAGCCCCUGAGGGAGGAAUCAUCUUCAACGAAGGGGCACUCCCAGUUCUCAAGUAUUUCGAGUUUAGGUGUGGCGUACUUUGUCUGGCUUUCAUGGCAGGAGCAAUGCCCAAUCUUCGGAGGAUCAAGCUAGCUUUCAAUACUGAUAUCAGGGAGAAGUACAGCAAUAUGCUUGCCGGAAUCGAGCACCUUUUAAACCUCCAGGAUGUCACUGGACAAAUUGGGGUAGUUACUGAAUCUGACAGAGGGGCUGCUGAAUCAGCAUUCAAGGAAGCCAUUAGCAAGCAUCCAAUGUCCUCUAGAUCUAGCAUACAAUGGGUGGAUCCAGUUGAGAAAGUAUUCUGUCCUUCAGAGAAACAGUAUUUGAGGCGAGGAAGAGGUUCAUCAGAUGAAACGCAUGGGGGUCUAGAGAAAGCCGAAGAUGCGAUCAAACAUGCUAAGAGAGGUAAAACUUCUUCCGCUGGGCUGGAUCUGGACCACGAUAUCAAGGCCUACAGAACCUCUUGUUCAAGCGCUUUUUUCCCUCAAAAGCGCGUCAGAACACACUUCUUUUGCAUUAGAAGAAAGGCCACCAAAAUGGGGCAAAGCUACACAACCACCAAGGGUGGCACUGACCGAACUGAAAACAAGAAAGAGCAGCAAAAACUACAGACCCCGCUAAAUUAUGUACAAAGGAAAAACCAACAGCAAAGCUCUCAUUCAAGUGCUUCGGUUGGGAAUAAGACAGAGGACGCAAAAUUGUUCAGUACCACUCCUUCAUCAUCAAAUUUGCAAAGCAUUGAACGUGAAGAGCAGAUGUUGCUGGACUCCAUGGAACAAGAGUGCCUGGAUAGCAGCCAGCCUGGGGAGCAAAUUGCUGCUGAGACUGUUGUGCAAUCUCAGGUCUCUUCUCCCUCAUCGCGUUCUCCCUCAUCAGCAAGGCACCACGAAGAAGAGCAUGCUUCUGGGCUCAACUUAGCUGGAGAAGGCAUGAAGAUGAGCUCAAACAUCAUCUUGAAGCAGGAUAUUCUUGCUAAGGUUAAAGAACAUGAAGAACAAAUUGCUAGUUUAAGAAUGCAUCUUGUUGACUAUUCAGUGAAGGAAUCCCACAUACUUAAUGAGAAGCUUGUUUUGGAAAAACGUAUUGCAUAUAUGCGAAGGGAAUUUGAUCAGCACCAACAAGAUUCCCUUGAUGCCGCAUCAAAAGCUUUGUCUUACAGACAAGACAUUAUUGAGGAAAAUCUCCAUCUGGCAUACUCACUACAGGCAGCACGUCGAAGCAGAUCAAAUUUUGUACUUUCUUUGACGCCUCUUCUGUCAGCACAUAACCUGCAGCCUUCUAUUCCGGAUGCUCAAUCAAUUGUUAGCAAUCUGAAGGUUUUGUUUACGCAUUUGCAAGAGAAACUCGCUAUUACUGAGGAGAAACAGAAGGAAUUACAGUACCAGAUUGCUCGGCGUGCUGAAUCUUCAAAUAUUACGGCACAGACACCUUCUCAUCCUCCUGGAAAUGCAUUGGUUGCUUCUAGCCAAACCGACCUUGACAUUGUGCCCCAGCAAGCAUAUCCUCAUGUACAGCGUCCAAUUUCUUAUCCCGUUCGAGCUAGACGGGAUAGGGGUUUAUUGGCAAAUGAGAACCGUCAGAUCCUCCCAACCAAGGCUGCUCUGACAGACACUGAGCACGACAAUGUUGGAAGGACCUCUCCUCCAAGAAGCAACCAAUUUACCAAGUAUGGUGUAGCAAAAGAAACUGAGCGUGAUUCUCGUGCUGGACGAUCCCGUGCUGUACGAUUUAACUUUGAAUCCAAGGAUCAAAACCCAUCAUUCAAGGCCCCUGUUGGGGGUGAUGUAACAAAAAAUCUAGAAGGAGCUGAAACCCAAACUUCACGGGAACCUCCUGCGGAGUGGAGUCCUCAAGGCCCACCUAAUUUGGUAUCUGGCCUUGAGGGUGGGAACCUGUCUUACCCUUAUCUUCCUACUGUCCUUGAGGAGCCUAGUUCUUCUUUCUUUGAAGCUGCAGAGGAUGACCCACUACCAGCCAUAGAUGGGCUAAGAAUCACAGGUGAAGCUUUUCCUGGAAGUGAACUUCAAGCAAGUGGGUAUUCCAGCAAUGGGACCACAAGUUGUUAUUUUGAGUGGGUACGCCAUUUGGAAGAUGGAUCGGUAAACUACAUAGAAGGUGCAAAGCAACCCACAUAUUUAGUUACUGCUGAUGAUCUGGACUCUUUACUAGCCAUAGAGGUCCAGCCUCUAGAUGACCGAAAAAGAAAGUCAACAAAAGUCCAAGCACCUAGCCAUGGUCAGCCAGUCAAAAGAGGAGAAUAGAUAUAAAGAUGUCACCAUGAAGGCCCAAGUGAAAGAAGCUCAAGAUGGUGAGACUGUUAGGAAUUAUGCAACUUGUAUUUCUUGGGGCCAUAGGCCAGUAUAUAUACAUGUACAGGUGCAGGAAGUAUGCAGAAAACCCCUUAUACAAUGGCAUAAACACAAAGGGCUACAUGGCUAUAUAUAAAAUACUCUAACACCCCUCUUCAAACUCAUGGUGGAUCAAUGAGUUUGGAGAGAUAAAAAUCCAUACUCAGGGUCAGCGCCAGUGAUGAUCAUGUCAUCAACAUAUAGAAGAAGAGUCCAACCUCGAGCAGAAAGGUGGACAAACAACACCGGAUCAUGAGCACUCGCUAGAAAACCAGCGGCAGUCAGCACAGAGGCAAAACACUCAAACCAGGCGCGAGGGGCUUGCUUAAGGCCAUAUAAAGAGCGACAAAAUGAUAAACCAUGCCGUCGGGAACAAAAUACCCAGGUGGUGGCUACAUGUAAACCUCCUCACGCAGCUCACCAUUAAGAAAGACAUUCUUAACAUCAAGCUGAGACACAGACCAGCGGCGAACAGAGGCCACGACAAAUGUGCGAGCAGUGGCCAUAUGGGCCAUGGGAGCAAAAGUCUCAUCAUAAUUGCAACCAUGCUCCUGCUGAAAGCCACGAGCCACAAGACGAGCUUUUUAAUGCUCAAGGGAACCAUCAUAGCGGGUCUUAACCUUGUAGAUCCACUUACAAGUGAUGGGACGAACAUGAGGAGAAGAGAACAAAAUCCCACGUGCCGGUGCACUCACUCAAGAGCAGAAAUCUCCUCUGCCAUCACAAACUGUCAUUCAGGAUGAACAACAGCAUCACGAUAAGAAGUCGGCUCAAGGACAACAGCUCCGGUGCUUGGAAAACCAAGGUGAUCAAUGAGCGGAAGCGAAUGAGGACGCAAACCAUAAGUGGGCUGAGACGAGGAAGAUGGCACAUCAGUAGACGCAUCCACAACACGCGGACGACGAGUAUAAUACUGAGGAAAAGAUGGAAGAACACGAGGAGGAAUUACCGGGAUACGCAAAGGUGACGGAGAAGACACCGGUGAUGAAGGUGUAGAACCCUGUUACAAGCGACAUGAGGAAACCAUGGGAGAUGGCGGCGGCGGAUCUGCAACCGCCGGAGAAGUAGGGGUAGUAGGACGAGCGAACAAGGGCUCAACAGGAGUGAUAGGGGUGUCAGAAAAAGUGAGGAAAGAUAGAUCCUCCACGGAAAAGGUCAAGGAAGAUGGACGCGGGUAGAGGGGACAAAACUCAUCAAAGUCACAUCCUGAGAAAAACGCAUUCGACGACUAACAGGAUCCCAACAACAAUAGCCCUUAUGUUCAUCGCUAUAGCCUAAGAAGACACACUCAACAGACUGAGCGGCCAGUUUGGUGUGUUCACAAGGGGCAAGAAGGACAUAGCAAACACAAUCAAACAAACGAAGCGCUAAAUAAUCAGGAGAACAAUCAAAGAGGCGUUCAAAAGAAACGUCACCCUAUAGAGCGGCAGAUGGCUAAAGGUUGAUGAGAUAGGUGGCAUUGGAGACAGCCUCAGCCCAAAAGUGAGGCGGAAGAGAGGAGGCAUCAACACACGAGCCAUCUCAAGAAGGUGACGAUGCUUGCACUCGGCCACACCAUUCUGAGCAUGAGCUCCAGGACAAGAGAACUGAGCAAGAGUCCCCUGCUCUGAUACCAUGUUAACCUUCAGCACUGGCCAACACAACCAAAAGUAUGAACUGAUGAAAAGGGUUAGGCAAUCCACAUACACUUCAACACACGCUCAAGUGUGACACGGAAAAUCAACACGUGAAUAGACUCAGAGGUAUGGCUCAAGAGGCUUAUACAUGGACAAAGGGGGGCAACAGAUUUUUUUUGACAAAUUGUGAAAGUCGGGACUUGAACUCAAUGUUAUGAAAGCAACUUAUCUCUAUUGAAGGCCCAAGGGGCAUAUAUAUGUUACACAAGACUUGAGGUGCAAGGAAAGUAAACAUAGACUAAUAAGGACUCCUAAACGAAUACUAAUACUUCCUCCCACCUACCACCACAUGGCUAGGCUGGUCAUGUCUCAAGGAACACUAGCCUAUAAAUAGGUCCCUAUGGUCAAUGUGCCCUCAUUCACUCUCACUUGAAUCAACUCAAGGGGAGAGGGCUAGAGCUUCAAGACCCGGUCGGGGAGCUCUAGUCUUGGAUCCAAGGAUUCCAGGGCGACUCAGACCGUCGUUGAGGAAGCGAAGUUUGGAGGCGAUAUUGGGAAGUCCCAUACUUAAGUCGUCGAUCAAGUCUCCCUCGGGUCUUCUCCUAAUAUAGGACUAAGACGCGCUCUGUCGAGGCGACCAAACCUAUUUAAGAAACAUCAAUGUGGUAACCUUAUCGGUGUACACUGCCUUUGCUAUAAGGUCGUCGUACAACCCCGUCUCCCUCUGGUCUU